Messenger RNA from Globicephala melas (long-finned pilot whale), 20624 nucleotides. RefSeq names its product acyl-CoA thioesterase 9 (gene ACOT9). The record is from RefSeq and is a predicted model, not a curated record. Lineage: Eukaryota; Metazoa; Chordata; Mammalia; Artiodactyla; Delphinidae. Gene Ontology annotation, biological process: acyl-CoA metabolic process. Gene Ontology annotation, cellular component: mitochondrion. Gene Ontology annotation, molecular function: fatty acyl-CoA hydrolase activity.
CAUUGCUUACGUUAGCAUCAUCUGGGGCGCCUUUAGACAUCCUGAAGACCAGGCUGCACCCCUAAUUCAGAAUCUCCAUAGGGUGAGGCCCAGGCAUCGGUAUUUUGGAAAGCUGCCCAGAAGAUUCCAACGUGCAGCUAAAGGCCAACUGGGAGCCGGGGCUUGGGGGUGAAGGUCGCGCAGCCUUCAGCGAAGCGGGAUAACGGAGACAAGCUCCAAGGACAUGGCUGCAUCUAGCCUCUAGGCACACCCCAGUGGUGCCGCCUGAUGCAUUUAAUCAACAAUGGAGGAGAGAGACUAACUCCAGCUUCUCGCCAAAGAGUGGGCCUUCAAGCGCAGCGUGGCCCCGCCCCCGGGCAACGAGGCCCCGCCCCCGCCCGCGGCCGCGCUGCAAGGGUGGGGUCCUGGGGAGCUAGGUCCAGUCAGGCGCCCGUGAACGCUCUCCCUCUCCCGCCUUCCAUUGCCUCAACUUCCCUCUGCCAACCGGCGCGCGGGGCUCGGGUCUGCGGUCACGUGCACGGCGGCGGGCAAGCGCCAUGAGGCGGGCGGCACUGCGGCUUUGUACCCUGAGCAAAGGGCUGCUUGCUCCCAGCAGAGGACUGACUCAAGGAUCUCAGAAUCCCGAGAAACAGAGAGUCUUCCACAUUCAUGAAGUUCGAGAUAAGUUGCGGGAGAUAGUAGGAGCAUCCACAAACUGGAGAGACCAUGUGAAAGCAAUGGAGGAAAGAAAAUUACUUCAUAGUUUUUUGGCUGCGUCACAGAAAGGCCUGCCACCUAGGAGAAUGAAAGACAGUUACAUUGAAGUUCUCUUACCUUUGGGCAGUCAGCCUGAAUUAAGAGAGAAAUAUUUGACUGUUCAAAACACUGUAAGGUUUGGCAGGAUUCUUGAGGAUCUUGACAGCUUAGGAGUUCUUAUUUGCUACAUGCACAACAAAAUUCAUUCAGCUAAGAUGUCUCCUUUAUCGAUAGUUACAGCCCUGGUGGACAGGAUUGAUAUGUGUAAGAAGAGCUUAAGCCCAGAACAGGACAUCAAGUUCAGUGGCCAUGUUAGUUGGGUUGGGAAGACGUCCAUGGAAGUGAAGAUGCAUAUGUUCCAGUUACACGACAAUGAAUUUUCCCCUGUUUUGGAUGCGACAUUUGUAAUGGUGGCUCGUGAUUCUGAAAACAAAGGGCCGGCAUUUGUAAAUCCACUCACCCUUGAAAGCCCAGAGGAAGAAGAGAUCUUUAGACAAGGAGAAUUGAACAAGGGGACAAGGGUCACCUUCAGCUCCAUGUCAUUACUGAAAAUGGCUCCCACUGCUGAGGAGAGGACAACCAUACAUGAGAUGUUUCUUAACACGCUGGAUCCAAAGACUGUAAGUUUUCGAAGUCGAGUUUUGCCUCCUAAUGCAGUGUGGAUGGAGAAUUCAAAACUGAAGAGCUUGGAUAUUUGCCACCCUCAGGAGCGGAACAUUUUCAAUCGAAUCUUUGGUGGUUUCCUUAUGAGGAAAGCAUAUGAACUUGGAUGGGCUACUGCUUGUAACUUCGGUGGUUCCCGACCAUUUAUAGUCGCCGUGGAUGAUAUCAUGUUUCAGAAACCUGUUGAGGUUGGAUCAUUGCUGUUUCUUUCUUCGCAGGUUUGCUUUACUCAGGGAAAUUACAUUCAAGUCAGAGUACACAGUGAGGUGGCCUCUCUACAGGAUAAAGAGCAUAUGACCACCAAUGUCUUUCAUUUCACGUUCAUGUCGGAAAAAGAAGUGCCCUUGGUUUUCCCCAGAACAUAUGGAGAGUCCAUGUUGUAUUUAGAUGGGCAGAGGCAUUUCAGCUCCAUGAGUGCACCAGUGACCUUGAAAAAGGACCACCUCAUCGAGCCCUAGGAAGACCGCGUUUGUUGAAGACCAGUGCCCCACAGUGACACGGUGCCUGAUGAAGGCCUGAGCAAGUAUAUCGCUCUUAGUGUUUAUUCUCAUCCUCCAUAGAGAAGGAGGAUGUAUUCAGCUUUUAGGUUGAUCAGAAAAGUAGAAUGAGAGAAUGGCUGGGUGGGGCAGAGGGGGAAAGAAUUAUUGAAUAAUAAAUACUUUCAAGACAAUUUAAAUUGUGAACCUACCACGUUUCCUCCUGUCUACUCAGGAAAUGAGGGCUGAAUGCCUUUUUAUGUGACUGGACACAUUCUUUUCUUACACAUAUUGCAACCAUCAAUCUACAUGGUUUCCUGCCAGGGCAUUUGGAGGGCAUUCUUUAAACCUGACCUUUACUGCAAUUCCCCUGUAUUAUUUAAAUCCCAUCAACCCUAUGUGAUUCCUUUGUAUUUUUGCCUCCUUCUAUUUCCCAGCUUUUGUUGUUAGCAGAGGGUAGAUGAAAAGUUGUAGUAAAGGGAUUCAACAAAAGACACAGCAUUUGUAAGGAUUUGUGGGAAGCUUUAGAUCUGAAACAUACCAAGGAAACACAGAAGACCCCAAAUAGCCAAAGCAAUCUUGAGAAAGAAAAAUGGAGCUGGAGGAAUCAGGCUCCCCGACUUCAAACUAUACUACAAAGCUACAGUGAUCAAGAUGGUAUGGUACUGGCACAAAAACAGAAAUGUAGAUCAAUGGAACAGGAUAGAAAGCCCAGAGAUAAACCCACGCACAUAUGGUCACCUAAUUUAUGACAAAGGAGGCAAGAAUAUACAAUGGAGAAAAGACAGCCUCUUCAAUGAGUGGUGCUGGGAAAACUGGACAGCUACAUGUAAAAGAAUGAAAUUAGAGCACUUCCUAACACCACCAUACACAAAAACUCCAAAUGGAUUAAAGACCUAAAUGUAAGAGCAGACACUAUAAAACUCUUAGAGGAAAACAUAGGAAAAACACUCUGAUGUAAACAACAGCAAGUUCUUUUUUGACCCACCUCCUACAGUAAUGAAAAUAAAAACAAAAAUAAACAAAUGGGACCUAAUGAAACUUAAAGCUUUUGCACAGCAAAGGAAACCAUAAACAAGACGAGAAGACAACCCUCAGAAUGGGAGAAAAUAUUUGCAAAUGAAACAAUGGACAAAGGAUUAAUCUCCAAAAUACACAAACAGCUCAUGGAGCUCAAUAUCAAAAAAACAACGCAAUUAAAAAAUGGGUGGAAGACCUAAAUAGACAUUUCAGCAAAGAAGACAUACAGAUGGCGAAGCGGCACAUGAAAAGAUGCUCCACAUCGCUAAUUAUUAGAGAAAUGCAAAUCAAAACUACAAUGAGGUAUCACCUCACACUGGUCAGAAUGCCCAUUAUCAAAAAAUCUAGAAACAGUAAAUGCUGGAGAGAGUGUGGUGAAAAAGGAACCCUCCUGCACUGUUGGUGGGAAUGUAAAUUGAUACAGUCACUAUGGAGAACAGUAUGGAGUUUCCUUAAAAAACUAAAAAUAGAACUACCAUACGACCCAAGCAAUCCCACUACUGGGCAUAUACCCUGAGAAAACCAUAAUUCAAAAAGAGUCAUGUGCCAAAAUGUUCAUUGCAGCUCUAUUUACAAUAGCCAGGACAUGGAAGCAACCUAAGUGUCCAUCAUCAGAUGAAUGGAUAAAGAAGAUGCGGCACAUAUAUACAAUGGAAUAUUACUCAGCCAUAAAAAGAAACAAAAUUGAGUUAUUUGGGCUCCCCUGGUGGCGCAGUGGUUGGGAGUCCGCCUGCCAAUGCAGGGGACGUGGGUUCGUGCCCCGGUCCGGGAGGAUCCCACAUGCCGCGGAGCGGCUGGGCCCGUGAGCCAUGGCCGCUGAGCCUGCGCGUCCGGAGCCUGUGCUCCGCAACGGGAGAGGCCACAACAGUGAGAGGCCCGCAUACCGCAAAAAAAAAAAAAUUGAGUUAUUUGUAGUGAGGUGGAUGGACCUAGAGAUUGUCAUACAGAAUGAAGUAAGUCAGACAGAGAAAAACAAAUACUGUAUGCUAACGCAUAUAUAUGGAAUCUAAAAACAAAAAUGGUACUGAUGAACCUAGUGGCAAGACAGGAAUAAAGAUGCUUUAUAGAGAAUGGACUUGAGGACACUGGCGGGUGGGGGGAAGGGGAAGCUGGGGUGUAGUGAGAGUAGCAUUGACACAUAUACACUAAAUAGAUAGCUAGUGGGAAGCAGCCGCAUAGCACAGGGAGACCAGCUUGGUGCUUUGUGACCACCUAGAGGGGUGGGAUAGGGAGGGUGAGAGGGAGGCUCAAGAGGGAGGGGAUAUGGGGAUAUAUGUAUGCAUGUGGCUGAUUCACUUUGCUGUACAACAGAGAGUAACAGCACUGUGAAGCAAUUAUACUCCAAUAAAGAUGUAUCAAAAAAAAAAAGGAACCAUGCCAAGAGGAGGUCUUCACAGAUGGUGAAUACAGGAGACACAGGACCAAGUGUUCAUUCCUCCAUUCACCUGACAGCUCUUCAGCACACUCUGCUAGGGGCUGGGCAGCAUAUAUCUGAUUAACAAACAUGAACAGUAAUAAUAAUUACAGAUGCUUAUGCUCACAGAGCACUUGCCACUUGCUAGAUAGGCACUCUCUUAAGCACUUGACGUGUUUACUUCUUCCACCAACACUAUGAGGUAGGUUCUGUAACCCGCUUGUAGGGUUUGGCCACUCAGGAAUCUGAAGCAUAGAGAGGUUGAUAAUUUGCUCAGACUCCCCCAGCUAGUAGAUGGUGGUGCUGGGAUUCACACUACCUGGUUCCGAAGUAACGGUAAAGCUGGGAAUGUAUUGAUAGUAAGGGAGGUCGUACCCAAUGUCACAGUGCCACCUAGGAACCCAAAGGGACAUAUUCCGACGAGUCUGCAGCCAAGACCCAGUUUCUCCUUUGAUGGGAUGGGAAGUUGAUCAAGUUCAGAAGAGAGAGAAACCAGGCUGCACAGAGGGAAAGAAUUCAUCUCUGAAAAGGUCCUCCCAGGAAAGAAACAGUCUUGAGUGUGGGUUCUAAACACAAAGCGGUCACAAACUUGGCUCUGCGUCAGAAUCGGCUGGAGUGCUUUAAAAAAAAUUUGUAUUAAUUUAAUGUUUAUUGAAAUCACAGUUAAUAUGAAUGAGCACUUCUGGCAUAAAUAGUCAUGGGAACAAACAACUACUCUGGAGGCGUGCAGUUGGACUCAUGGCACCCAGCGUGUGCUGCACCGUAAGCUUGCUAGCAUCAGUCUUCGCCCCCCUCGCUGUACUUACUACCAUCCUAAGCUUCACCUGGCCCUUCAGUACAGCAUUUUGCAGAUCUGCCUGUAACCCGGUGAGGUCCCUGAGCUGCCUCGCAGGAAGGGAUGGCCCUGGGGAGUUGUGUGAACGUGUUAAGCGGAGUUCAGUUAAGAGACCUACUGCAUGGUGGUGUAUAGAUUGUACGUUAUGCAUUUAACCACUUAGUGCUGUACACGGAAGCUUUUGCAAGAACUUUUCUCGCUGUUGUAAGAAAUGUUGCAGUAAAUAUCCUAAAGCUAAAACAUUUAAUCAUUAAACUAUUUCCUUUGGAAAAUUAUUGAUAAGUGAUCUGUAGGUCAAAAUCGUAUGCACACAUUCAAGGCUUUGAAUAGUUCACGUAUCCCUCCAGAGCAGUUGUACACAUGCACUUAACUCAUUAGCAAUUUCCCUGAACUUGGCUGAAUUUUAUCCUUUACUUUUUUUAAAAAAUUUAUUUUAUUUAUUUUUGUCUGUGUUGGGUGUUUGUUGCUGUGUGCAGGCUUUUUCUGGUUGCGGUGAGCGGGGGCUAAUCUUCGUUGCACUGCGCGGGCUUCUCAUCGCACUGGCUUCUCUUGUUGCAGAGCACAGCCGGGCUCUAGGCACGUGGGCUUCAGUAGUUUUGGCACGCGGGCUCGGUAGUUGUGGCUCGUGGGCUCUAGAGCGCAGGCUCAGUAGUUGUGGCGCACGGGCUUGGUUGCUCUGCGUCAUGUGGGAUCUUCCUGGACCAGGGCUUGGACCUGUGUCACCUGCAUUGGCAGGCGGAUUCUUAACCACUGCACCACCAAGGAAGCCCUUAUCCUUUACUUUUUAAAACAUCUUUGCCAUUUUAGUAGGUGAAAAAUGACAUUCAUUAAUUGCCUUUCUUUGAAUUCUAUUGAGACUGAACUCUUAAAAAAUUGCUUAUUGUCUUUUUAGUUAAAUUACUUGUUCAAUUAAUGUUGAAUAUCAGAUUUUUAAAUCAAAAUAUGUUUUCUACCUGUAAAAGUUUUUAUAAGAGCUAGAGAUUUUUUUAUUUUUAAUACAGGACUUUAAGAAGAUGAGAUGAAGGAAACUCCAAGGGAUAUACAGUAGGUUGUCGAUGUUUAGUGUUUUGUUCCUCUUCUUUAAGGAGUAGUGGGCUUUUAACCAGUACCAGCACUGCUACUUGUCUAGCACAGAACCUCCUAAUGUGGGUUGGACAUAGUUUUGUAUUGAAUAGUCCAUGCUGAGAUACCCCAUUUUACAUCAGGCAUUUAUUACCAAGUUCUUAGUUUUUGCUUAGGUAGUUCUUCAUUGGGCAGUCUUCGAGGAUGGUGUCUUUAUUUUUGGUUUCUUUAGAAGAGUUCACUUCACGCUAGUAUGCUCUGCACUGUGUUCCGUGUGCCCGUGUGGUCCUGUGGCUCCAUUUCUCGUGGUAGCCCGAGUAUUCUGCAUGUCUACGUGUUCCCUUUGCUACUGGCAUUCUCUAUACCGUCUGCUCUUUCUCCUCUCUGUGAAUAGAGCCAGUAGCUUGAGUCCUGAAAAACUGAAGUUUGCCUUCCACCCCCGCCCCAGGGAGUUCAACAUUUUAUUUUUCAAUAUAUUUGGGCAGAGAAAAAGGCCUUUCAUCUUUCAAAAGACACAUUUGAUUCUGUGGGGUGGCUGGGCUCAUCUGGGAGGUUCUUCUGCUCUGUGUGGCAUUGGCUGGGGUCACUCAGGCAACUGUGCUCACCUGGGAGCUCGUCAGGGGCUAGACCAUCUGGCACAUCAGCUGGGGAGGCUGGAACGGAUGGGGGCCAGCCAGGCCUCUCUUAAGAGGCUAGUUGGACUUCUUAAAUGGUGGUGCGGGGGCUCCAUGAGCAAACAGCCAGAUUCCCAGCUCCUAACUACGUCAUCCUCCUGCUUCUCAAAGCCAUUUUUGUGCAGAGUGAUCAAUGGUGUCAUGGAAGUUCACAAAGAUGAUCACUGGGGAGAGGCGACUGGUUGGAUGAUUGAAAGGCCGCUGGUAAGAAAAAACAGUUUCAAAAAGCAGUGGUAUCUAGGGCUGGAUGGCAAGGGGCUGAGUAAUUCCAAGCAUCCAACUCUCUUUCCUGGGUGAAGUCCUUGGACACUGGUGAGAUGCUCCUUCAUAAACAUUUUAUAUGUUUAUAUUAUAAACAACUUAAUACAAUAUAUGAUUUUAUAAAAUGUCUUAAACAUCUUAUUGACAAGUAACAUUAGGAGAUACUGCAUCGGAUACCUCUCCUCUGGUAUUUUAUAAUGAGUAUUAACUUACAAAAAACUGAAAAGUAGGGCCAUUAGAACACCUGUUUAAGUUUUUAUGUCAGCUUUUGUGAAACUUAUUUGAUCAUGGACUUUGUUGUUGUUAAUACCUAUGAAUAAAUGGAACACACUAGGAGUUUUAGUAACUUUUACAGAGCCGGGAUUAUACUCUGGAUUCUAUUGUCUAAGGGGUAAAUCGUUAUGCCCUCUUUUGCUAUGAAGAAUCAAGUAUUAGUAUUGUUUCUUAAAAACAAAUUUAGGGCAGCAUUUUAGAUCUCACUGACUUUCCUGCUUUCCAGGGUUGGCAGUCUUGCUUUUCAACAGGAGCAUAAUUUCUUGCUGUCACUGCUGAUGUUUUAUAAAAUGUUAACUUGUAACAAUGCGUUUAACUUUACAACAAAUUCUGAAUAGUAAUUUUUUAGCAUUAUGCUCCUUUAUAGAUUACAAGAGGGAGGUGAAAGGAAGUGCAUCAGGAAGAUGGUGGAGGUUAGUUCAUAAGAUAUUUGCCUCCAUUUUGAUACAGAGAAUAUAAGUUUGUGUUAUUCUGUUUCUGUAUAAGAACCUCAAGCUCAAAUUCAGUGCUUUAUGCUUUAAUAUGAAAACAUUUGGAAGUAAUUACUGAUUCUUUAUUUGGUAAUAUAGAACCCCAUGGCAACUUGUAUGUUAGUGCAGUGUAGGAAAAAAUCAGUCACAGUAUAUAAUCAUCAUAAAAUAAGAAAUUUUAUAUAUGGCUAACACAUAUUGGAUUCUUAGCACUGUGCUAAUGACAUCAAAAUGUAUUUUCUAAUUUAAUCCUUAGAAUCAGCCUUUGAGGUCAAUACCAUUAUUACCCACUUUUUCAGAUGAGGAAAGUGAGACUUAGAGAGGGAAAGUAACUUCCCACAGCCCACCUUGUAACUGUAUAUAGGUGGGGUUAGGUGGGGUAGGCCUAGACUAGGUCUAGAAUCUUGGCCCUUUGCCACAUUUCAUAUAUAUUUUCUCAACCAGUGUGAUAAAGGGUUAACUUGUGAGAUAAACACACGCACACACAUACACAGACACAUACAUGAGAAUACAAUCUGGUCUCAACCAUAAGAGACAAGGAUGGCUGAAAUAUUUUGGGCAUUUGUUUUCAUUUGCUCUUAGAGAAAAACUUUUGCUGCAGUUGUGAUUGACUCUCUAAAUUGACUUGUGAAUGUUUUCUGUCCCUCCCUGGGCAACAAAUAAUGAACUACUUUAAAAUAGAUAACAAGAAAGAGGAAUUAAAAAUAGGGAUUCGGCAAGUUCAAAAACGGAUUUAAGGGCUUCCCUGGUGGCGCAGUGGUUGAGAGUCCGCCUGCUGAUGCAGGGGACACGGGUUCGUGCCCCGGCCCGGGAGGAUCCCACAUGCCACGGAGCGGCUGGGCCCGUGAGCCAUGGCCGCUGAGCCUGCGCAUCCAGAGCCUGUGCUCCACAACGGGAGAGGCCACAACAGUGAGAGGCCCGCGUACCGCAAAAAACCAAAAAAACCAAAAAAAACGGAUUUAAGGACCCCUGACCAGUCACGUUGCUUCUAGUAAAACUGUUGUAUCGUGGGAUUAUUUUGAUCUAAGGGGAUCAAUCUGAGGUGGAUUUGGGGUCAUUUGGUCCAGCAGGUGGGUUUUGGGCAGGCAGUGUGACGUGGGAGGAGUGCUGCUGGCUCGAAUUCUGGCUCUUAGGCACCUCUGAGGUCUCAACUAUGUCUGCAGCCAGCUAGUUCAGGGCAUAGGGUAGAGGAUUCAUCUCUUUGGGUUCUGUUUCCUUCUCCGUAAAAGGAGAGGCAGCUUUCUCAUUCCAGAGUUUCCUGAUUUAGACCUAUUUCCCUUCACUUGAUUUGCUGUUUGGUUAGAGAAAUAUUUUAAUGACUAUAUUGCACAUAAUUUAAAAAAUCAAGUUCCAGUUAAGAUGUGUAUGCUAAGAAAAAAAAGGAUCUUCAGAAUAGAACAGGACCUUCUCAAAACCAUUCAGUAAGCCAGAGGCAUUGAUAAAAGUAAUACCUCAGAGGAAGGAUUGUAGUAACAAAAGAAAGGGUAGGAUAUUUUUGGGUUUUUUUGUCACAGAAAUUGUGUACCUUUAAUAGAGGGAAUAGUAUGGCUAAAACAAAUGAACUGUACCAUAAUGGAAGGAAAAUUACAUGACAGGGUAUUGAUAUGCCAGGCAUUUACUGUAUCCUGAUUUUGUUUAUACACACACACACAUAUAAAUUUAAAUUUAUAUUUUAUAUGUAUGUAUUUGUUAAAAAAAAAGUGACCCAUUAGUAGGCCAUGAAAUUUAGUGGGUUGUGGCCAACAUGACAAAAAUAAAAGAAUGCAUCACCCAUAGUAAGUAUUGUGUAACUUGUUAUGCACGUGCAUGGUGCACGUGCACAUUUAGGGUGUGCUAGGUCACAGUGUAAAAUAUACAUCUAAAUGGGUCACGGUCAUUAAUGGAAGGGGUUCUCUCAGUACACAUUAAAUAACAUGCUUCUUUGAGUUGUACUUAGUUUUGAUUGGUCUGAAUUUAGAAGUUUUUUUUCCAUUUUUUCCUCUAAAUUAGAUUGGUUUAAAAACAAAAAUCGUUUGAGUUAGUUGAUGCCCUUUUAGUUUAUUCUGACAGGGUGCCUCAGGACAAGGGGAUUUCGGUGUGCUGGGAGCCAUCUCAUGGGCUUUGGGUUACAGUGCAACAUAACUCCCUUUGAUAGAAAACUUGCAAAUCCUUUUUCUGAUGUCCUGGCUGAGCUGCACAAAUGGCCAGAACUUGAAGUUAACAAACCCAGGCCUGCAGAUUCAAUUCUUACCUUCUAUCCUUGGCCACACACUGGACCCCUGAAUCUAGCCAAUCAACUCUAUAGUGUGUGCCAUCUCCCAGUAGAUGAUCAUGAGAGAGGAAGACCAGUCAACGCUUCGUCUCUUGAGGCUGGGUCACAAGCACUGCCUUUUCAUUUAUUUUUUUAUUUUAAAUUUAUUUUAGUUUUGGCUGCAUUGGGUCUUCACUGCUGUGUGCGGGCUUUCUCUAGUUGCGGAGAGCUGGGGGGCUACUUUUUGUUGCCGUGCACGGGCUUCUCACUGCAGUGGCUUCUCUUGUUGUGGAGCACGGGGUCGGUAGUUGAGGCACGUGGGCUCAGUAGUUGUGGCUCACGGGCUCUAGAGCACAGGCUCAGUAGUUGUGGCGCAUAGGCUUAGUUGCUCCACAGCAUGUGGGAUCUUCCCGGACCAGGGCUCGAACCCAUGUCCCCUGCAUUGGCAGGCGGAUUCUUAACCACUGUGCCACCAGGGAAGCCCCAAGCACUGCCUUUUUGUAUAAGGACAGUACACUGGCAGGAGAUACAGCCUUCAGUGGACGAAUAGCAAAUGGGCUUAUUCCUCCCCUCCUGUGACACAUUCCAUCAUCCCUAUAUUUCCUUGUUAUUGCUCAUGCUGGCCUUGGAGCCAACACAGGUGUCAGCAUUUUUAGCAUUUAUUCACUGUAUUGCUCUUUUUACAUGCUGAUUUUGGGAAACUGGGCUUCUUGAGGGAACGGAUUGUGUCCUAUCUUUUUAUCUGUAUUGCGUAGCAAAGUACAUUGCAUGUGUGCAGGCCGUUAAUAACUUCCAUAUGAAUGAAUGUAUGAUUCAGGUGAAUUUGGGCGUUUGACUUUUUUGUUAAUUUAAAAAAUUUAAGCUUAAGGCUCAGGAAGGUGGAUCUUUAAAAAUUUUUUUUUAGGAUUUUACUUGUGUACAGCAUUAUGCCCAAAUUGUGUUAUUACGUUAAUAAUGGAAUUGCUAAAAGUUGCUUUGCUGUCUAAGACUAAAUAUACAGUAGCUAUGAUAUUUUAUUUCCUUUUAAAAGCUAAGUAAAAAAUUUAAUGAUUUUAUAGACGUGUGUGUGUAUGUAUAUGCAUGUAUACACAAACAUUAAUAUUUAUACACACCCGCACACACAGUGGCAUGGAGACCUUUAUGGACAUAUUUACCUGAAAUACACAUUUCUUCACAUUCUUAUGUUAAGAAUUCUACUCAAAGAUAUUUCAGUGACAUAACAUCAGAAUCCAUGGGUAACAAAAUACAAGGAUGCAUUCCAUGGUAUCAUAUGGGGGGGUUAGGGUAUAAAAAUAUCAUUAAUAAAAUAGUGGUUAAUGUAUUUAAGAACAAAAUAUAAAACCUGGAAGUCUACUGACAUAGAAAGUUUAGGGUGUAGGAUUAAAUGUGCCCUUGGCUAUAGAAGAAAUGAUGGGGGUGGGGAAUGAUUCCUUGCAUGAGAUUCUGGGGACUAAGAAAUCCCCGAAAGAGCAGUCCACUCUGAUCAUUGUAAAGGUCAGAACACUGGCUAGGCUUAAUUGGGAAAUAUUCAACAGAAGGUCAGAAAUUUGAGGGAGAAGCAGGGAAUCACAGAUGCUAUUCAUAUAUACGUAAGUGCACCGAAAAGACAUUGCCUAGUGUGUUUCAUAGAGACUUCGGGCCACCUCUUGACCUAUUAUUUUGGAUAAGCUUCUACUGUCACGUCAUGGUCUGUCCUCCUCUUGCACAGGUAGCUACUAAACUAUACUGGUCUCCUUUGCAUAAUCUGUUGGCAACUGUCCCUAGAGAAGGGUUUCUCAACCUCACUACUAUUGACAACUUGGACCAGAUAAUUGUGUUGUAUGUUCUGUGCAUUGUAGGACGUCUAGCAGCAUCCUUGACAUGUACCCACUAGAUGCCAGUAGCAUUCCCAUAGUUGACAACCAAAAACAUCUCCAGACAUUACUAUGUCCCUUGGGAAAAUUGUGCCCAGUUGAGAACCACUGCUGUAGAUUACGGUAGGUCAGCAUGUUUGGGAGUUGUCUCUUGUAGCUCAUCCUGGUCAGGCCUGGGCCCAUCCUCUCCAGCAGAGCAGGGGACUGUGCUUUUGGAACACUCUUUCUCGCCUUCUGUAAAUGGCCACAUGAGAUCAUCUUUAGGGUAUACUUUUGGGCCUGUGGACUUUCAGAAGUCAGCUGUUUGAAGGGAUAAAAGGCACUGAGGAGUGCAUUUAUAGGCUAUUAACAUUACCCAGUUAAUAUGAAAAGUGGUGAAUCAGGAUGUAUUUUCACUUAUUUGUAGGUACCUGGAAAUUAUACUAUUAGGACCUGCUUGUAAUCAAAUACUAAGCUCUUUGAGGGCAGAAAUUUGUCUUCGGUCACUGAUAUAUGCCAGGUGUUUAGAGUAGGUGAUCAAUAGUUCCUGAAAGUUGAAUGAAAACAUUAAUGACUGGCUUUUUUGAAUGGAUCCAAAAAUAGCUGUCUUCCUUGUAAACAUACCUAAAAUGAACAUGAGGCUAGAAAAGCUCCAAAGAAUGGAAACUAUUAAUCAAGAAGAUAAAGCUUAUUCCAUGAGUAAAAAAAUUGGAAAGAGGAAACCUGAGAAUAAGAUUCCAAUUGUAUUGCAAGUAUUGAUUGACAGGAUUAUCACAAACCUGUCUGAACACCAAAGUAGUAGCAGUCUUCAACUUUACUAAUAGUUGGCUUCUAAAAUGUUGACUGUAAGGUAGCACUUAGAACAUACUUUGCUAUGGCAAAGGGUUAUAAAUGGCAGUUGAAUUCCUGUGUCCACGUCUGAAUGCCUGUCACUAAUCCCCUGCCAUUUAUGACAGAACGCAGAGCGUCAGCCAGGAGGCCAGGGACAUCCCCAACUCUAGGACGGCCUCCCCUGGGGCGAGGGGCUUUUUGCGAGUGUUGAGAGGGGAUUAGCGUGGCAGACAGGACGAGGCAGAUGCUCUCGGGUCCCAGUUCCCUUAAACUACAUGGCAUGUAUAUAACUAUAGUAAAGCCAUUGCCAUGCUGGGGUGACGAAGUACCACUGGAGUUCAGCUGUAUAUGUGCUCAUUUGUGAACAGCUGGCUACAUAUACUUAGGGAUUCAACUUCUGUUAAACUAAAUACCUUUUUUUUGGCUGCAACACGUGGCUUGCAGGAUCUUAGUUCCCCGACCAGGGACUGAACCCGGGCCGUGGCAGUGAAAGCCCGGAAUCCUAAACACCAGGCCACCAAGGAACUCCCAUUGUUAAUAUAAACAUGUAAGUUGUUACUUAUAAAUUUAGUACAAGCUGUAAAUGUAAAUUUAGAAAAAAGGAGUAACCAAGGGGCUUUAUGUUGUAUACAGAGAGUCUGGGGUUCACCGUCCCUACCAGACUCUAUAGAAGGUGACUGUGCUCACAACCUAUUCUUUCCUGCCACCCUCAAAGGUACAGAGAGGUGAGCCACAGUGGAGGGGUAACAGCCCCAAAACUAGAAAUUAGCCUGUCUGGGUUCAAAGACUGAGUCUACCUUUGCUAGCUAGCUGUUUCCUUAUCUGUAAAAUAAAGAAUUCAAAGAGUUCCUGUGAGAAUUAAGUGAAAUAAUACACCUAACCUCCUAACACAAUGCCUGGUAGAUGGCAUGUACUCCAUGUUAGUUAGUUAUUACUCUUGUUACGAGUUGGAGUCAGUCUGACAUUUUUGUAUUUUGGAAAGAUAGAGAAUAACUGCCUACCUUUUGGCAUCAGUGUCUACCAAACACUAAAUAUCUUUGGACCCUGACAUGGAUUUUUAUAUUAUUCAAGAAAUUACUACUGCAACACAAUGUGGUAACAAAACAGUGAACUUUACUGAGAAGUUUCAAACAUCAUGACCUGAGGAAGUAUUUUUCAGUUCAGUUUAUCAAAAUACUUCAACUUUCCGGCUGGAUCUGGGAUUAUCUGUUAAAGAAAAAAAGCAAAUUAUUCAUUUUAAAAGCCAAAGUAUAUCAACAGUAGGCUGACAUUAGUUGCGUAUCUCUUGACUAAAGAUAAAGAUUAUUUUGUGUACCAAAUUAUAUCAUAUAUAUUUAGGAAAAACCGGAUUUGUCCUGCUAAUCUCAGCUCUCCCAGAAGGCAGAUAGUUUGCUAGUAAAUUAACAUCUGUACUCAAGCACCUCAAAUUUACUUACAGCUCUUCUCUUUGCCACCAGGCUUUCAUGGCAUCUUCAGGUAUGGUGUAAAAUCAAACAUGUUAAGAGAGCAUGGCUACAGAUGUUAAUGUAUUUUUAAAAUUAUCUGCUGAUGAAGUGAUGAUAUGCUACAACCUGAAAAGGGGGCAGUGGGUUCAAAUGGAUUGCUUGGAGGUCCAGAACUGUAACCUUUUAAUCUCAAACCGCAAAGUAAAAGAAGUACUCUAAAAACAACGCGAGUACCUAUUUAGUGAAUGGACAAAUACUCUGAAAGAAAAAGUGUUCCCUCCUAGAGCGUUACAGCCUUAGAAACCACCUAGGUUUCUAAUUUCUCACAUUAACUGUUACUUGCUAGUUACAGGUAAAGUACAUUUAUCCCUAUAUAAAAAAAAUAACCUUGUACUUUAUUGUAAUCAGCUUAUGAUAGUUCUAUAUGCAUUUUCUUCAGCAUAAAAUAAAUGUUACCUAAUUUCAGGCAUCACUCCAGGAGUAUUUUGUCUUUGCCAAUAUAUAAUCUCUCUGCAUUCCAAUUCAAUUCAAGAGUACUUAUGGCAUAACAACCGGGUGCCGACAGUAUGCUGCACAGUGGGGGAUCCAGUGGUAACCACCGAAGUCCCCGCCUUGGAGGCUCGUACAAGCACGUGGGGAAGAUGUACGUGUACAUAACUGCUUUUGAUGCAACACACUUUUGUGAGGCUGAGAUGGCAUCAGGGAAGGCCUCAGAGUGGAAGUAGCAUUUAAGUUAGUCUUGAAAGAAGAAUUUGGGGAAUUUAGGGAAGGGGAGAGAGGUACUCCAGGCUACAGAAAGAAAGACCUGAGCAAAGGCACAAAAGCGUGACAGAGUAGGGCUUAGUUUGGGGAAAGAUGAGUCACGUGAUUUGGUGGGAGCAUAGCAUGUGUGCAUGUGUGUGUGCGUGUGUGAAUCAUGGGAUGAUGACCAGGGAGAGGCAGUGAAACGAGAGAAUGCAGAAGCUUGAAGGCUGUGCCCGAGCAUGAGGACUUUGUACUGCAGAGCCACUAAGAGGUUCCGGUCUGCAGAAUGACAUGUGUUGGAGAGGAGAGAAACUGAGGUCGGGGAGACAAAUCAGGAGGCCUGUGCAAUAGAGAUGAAAAAUUCAUCUGUCUUCAAAGAAACGCCACCACCAAACCUUUUCUGAUCCUACACCCCCCUCUCUAGCUGUUUUCUUUCCUUCUUUCCUUCUUGCCCUAUCCUCAAACCACCUGCUGCCCUCCCUGUGGUCACGAGGGACUCCACAUUGCUCAGUCAACUCAUGGGACUCCAACCCUCAGUGCACUGGGACACUGGCGUCCUCUCCCAUUCCCACAGCUCAGCGUUCUGCCCGCGCCAACCCUUUCUGCUCCCCCGCCACGCUGAGCCGCUACCGGCCUCAGGGCCUCUGCCCCUGAUGCUCUUUCUGCACGGCUCCAUGCACGACUGGCUCCCUUUCUUCACUCACGUUUCAGCUCAAAUAUCAUCUGAAAAGUCUUUCCUGACCACUUUAUCCCCAUCCCAGGCACUGUCUCACCAACUCCCAUCAACCUGUUUCUAAAAGCAUUGGCCACAACUGAAAUUAGAACGUAACUUUGAGGGCUGGGACAUUGGCUAUGGUGUUCACUAGUAAGUAUCAUCUGGCUAUCAUCCAAGUUCGAAUAGUUGCCAUAUAGCAGGUGCUCAAGGAAUGUCUGUUGAAUGAAUGCCCAUAAAAACAGAGUAGAAUGGUGGUUGCCAGGGGCUGGGGCUGGGGGAAAUGGGGAGACGCUGGUCAAACGGUAUAAACCUUCAGUUUUAGGAUGAAUAAGUUCUGGGGACCUGAUGCACAGCACGGUUGACUAUAGUUAAUACUGUUGGUAUUCCUGAAAUUUGCUAGAAGAGUAGAUCUUAAGCCUUCUCACCCCACACAAAAAAGGCUAACUGUGAGAUGAUGGAUUUGUUAAUUAAUCUGAUUGUUUUCAACUAUAAUCUCUUCAAAUAUUUUCUCAGACCCUUUCUUUUCCUCUUCUUCUUCUGGGACCCCUAUAAUUCAAAUGUUGAUGUGUUUAAUGUUGUCCCAGAAGUCUCUGAGACUGUCCUCAGUUCUUUUCAUUCUUUCUUCUUCUCUGCAGCAGUUAUUUCCACGCUUUUAUCUUCCAGGUCACUUAUCUGUUCUCCUGCCUCAUUUAUUCUGUUAUUGAUCCCUUCUAGAGAAUUUUUAAUUUCAUUUAUUGUGUUGCUUCAUCAUUGUUUGUUUGCUCUUUAGUUCUUCUAGGUCCUUGUUAAACGUUUCUUGUAUUUUCUCCAUUCGAUUUCCAAGAUUUUGGAUCAUCUUUACUAUCAUUACUCUGAAUUCUUUCUCAGGUAGACUGCCUAUUUCCUCUUCAUUUGUUUGGUCUGGUGGGUUUUUACCUUGCUCCUUCAUCUGCUGUGUGUUUCUUUGUCUUCUCAUUUUGCUUAACUUAAUGUGUUUCGGGUCUCCUCUUCGCAGGCUGCAGGUUCGUAGUUCCCGUUGUUUUUGGUGUCUGCCCCCAUUAAGCCAGAUUUUCUUAAAAGCUUUUAAUAUACACUGAAGGUUUUGCUUGUGCCUGUCUUCUUUGCCCUGAAUUGAUUCUACCACGUCUCCACUGUCCCCCUCCCCUUUUUUAAUGGUAUCUUUCUCUGUAUACUUGGCUUUAAAAUUCACAGCGUCAGGCCCCAUAUUCUGCUUUCCCAGUUGCAGCUACUCUCCGUACAGUCCAAAGAAUGUCUGUAGUCUUAUGAGUUCUGCCUAGCAAUGUUUACUUCAUUUACAAAAUCAAGGGAGUUCUUUUACAAGGAAAGAUUAUCCUAGGGUUGGCUUUUUUGUUUUUGUUUUUUUUUUUGCCCCAGCCAUCCUCUUAACAGAAAAAUCAAUUUGACUUACUGUUUCACUACCAGGUUUCCAUCCUGCAGGGCAGACUGAAAGAAACAAAAAUUGUCAAAAGACAGUUUAAAAACAGAGUUCAGUUCUCUUUAGCAGCUCUUGUGUUUUCUUUUUCCAAAUGAAACUGAAAAUAGAGCCUAUAUUAAUGAGAACAUUGCUACAGGACAGUUGACUUCUGUUAGCUUACUGGCUUGCAGCCAGAAAUUUUAGUCAUGGAGCUUAUCAGCAGGCAGUUAAUCUAUUUUCACUUUUGUCAAUUAUGUUUAGUUACAUUUACAAUAGAAGAAACCAAAUUGAGUGUUCCUCUAAUACAGUUGGAAAGUUUGGGAAUCUGGUAAACUGAAAGGUCUUGGUACAGCAAAAAUUCCUUGAAUGUACAUUCCCUUAAGCUUAUCUGCUAUGUCCUGCAGUAUUUUGUACUGAUGCCAUGGUUCACUGUUUGUCAAAAAAGACUUUAACAUUAUUUGGAAGGUAGGAUUUCCCCUUGAUUUAGAGUGCACCCUGACUCAGGCACUGAGUUACACGUUUGAAAGGAAUAUAUAACAUGUGUUCUAUUUUAAGAAGAUCUGACCUCUUCCAUUUGGCUACUACAAAAACUUGAAGUGAAAGGAUGAAAUGACAGGUUACCGGUGUGAUACUGAAUAACCUUAAGGAUUUCUGAAUUACUUUGAGGAAAAAAAGCUAAAUCAAAUAAUGUAAACAUGCAAAUAAAACCUACGUUACUAGAUACUGCCAGAUUGGCUGGUGCAUUUUAAGUUUAUAGAAACAUAAUUUGGAAAAUUACAGUAGCAGAAACUUCUCUGAGCUUAACCAAAAGGACUAUGAAAAUAAUAUUUUGUCCAUCGUAUUCAGUAAGUAGAAAAUAUUAGUGAUAUUUUGUUAAAAGCACUUUAAAUUAUAAUUUGAUCUGCUUAAAAGACCUAAUAAUCUGAAAACAAUCAGAAGACUUUGGAACCAUGAAAAUUACUUGUAAGAUAAGAAACCAAACUAAUUAUGCUAGUAUCGCUCAAACUAAAAAAUCAAGAGGCUAUGAUGGUUAGAAGGGAAGGGCACCUUCUCCAUGUUUGUCGGUGUACUGGAAUGCUUGAACCAAACGCAGUGUCUCAUCCACAGAUCUACCCACAGGAAGGUCAUUCAGAGUAAUCUGUCUUAGGAUUCCUUUGUCAUCAAUAAUGAAGAGACCUCUGUAAAACAUAAGAAUGGUAAAAGUGAGGACAUUUGUUCUCAGUCAAGAAGAAAAAUAUUAGUUAACAUGAAUCCCUGUACCGCUCACACAGAAGGAUGUUAUACAGAACCAAAAACUCACUACUUACCUACUUGACUGGUAUGCACAUGCACACACCCCCAUACCCACACUUAUCUACUGUAUAUUUUGGGAUUAUCACUGUUAAACGGUAGCUUUAAUAAUUUGUUUUUGUCUAUGAAAUGUACUGUAGUAUUAUCAGUUGAAUCUUGACGUGUACUAGGUUUGGGAUUGUACUGUAAAUGAAAUGAUUAAACUAUCUAGCAAAGCCUUCCUUUGGGUGAAGGAGUGAUCCAUGUUUCUUAUCACUGGCUGUUUAGAAUGUCUUUGUAUUUCCUUUUUCAGGGGUGGAAAAAGAUAAAGUCACCAAUAUGAAGUUGCCUUUCCUUCUGAAUCUUUCUAUAUGUGAUUCACUACUAAGGCCUGGGGAAUAAUGAGAUAGUUCGACCUUAAAGACCUGCUAUUGAGAUCGGGGUGGCACUUUAAGAGUUAAAGUAUACUAGAGAUAAAAAUUGUCAAAGGAUUUUACUAUCUAUUUAUUUCAGUCAAUAUGGAUUUCAACCCAAUACUUACUUUGGAUUAGAAAAGGAUCUCGGGUACUAGGGCUAAUUGCUUGUGUACAAGUAUUAAAAUAAUGAUGAUAUAUAUAUAUUUAGUAGAAAUACAUGGCAUUACAUAUCUGUUACAUGAAAUCUUAUUCCAUAAUCAUGUUAAACAUUACUGAAGUGUUCCUCCUCAUUCUACAACACCUUUUUUGAAUGAGCAACUCAACGUCUGAACUAACUAGGGCUCAAUCUCCUUAGACCAGAUCAACUUGGCCAAACUCAGGCAAAAUUGUUAAUUACUACUCAUAUGGGUAUCCUUUCAUGUACUACUUUUACAGUUGAAAAUUCUCAUCAAAGGUGAUCAAGUCUGUUCUGAAGUAAGUGACCCUGAUGGGAAAUUUUGACCUUGCCUCUGUAAGGCACAUCAUACCAACACACACCACACAAAAACAAAUCUGCCUUUUCUUUGGUAGCAAAUUGUAGCUUCUGUUUUCUGUUCUGAUUGUGUGAACUGCUUCUUUGGUAGACUAUGAGACUAAGGCAUUUGCCAUACUUGGUGUAAUAUGUAUAUAUGUCUCUUCCACAGAACAGAGACAGGUCAUUCUUACAAAAAGUAUGAAAUUAAAAUGGCAACAGACAUCUCAAUAACAGCCCCAGAAGCUAAAGGUAUCAGGGCAAUGCUUUCAAAUGUCCACAGGAAAAUGCCUUUCAAUCUAGAAUUCUACACCCAGCCACAUUAUUAAUCAAGCAUGAGAGCAGAAUAAAAACAUUUUCAGACACAGAAGGCCCUCAAGCAUUUUACCUUCCAAUGACCUUGUAUUAGGAAGCUAUGAGGAUGUGCUUCACCAUAACAAAGGAUUACAUAAAGAAGGCAGGCAGGCAUGGGAGCCAGAAAAUUGGGUAUCUAAUAGAGAAGAGGUGAAGGAACGUCCCAGGAUGCUGGUGCAUAAAGUGCUAGGACAACAGCUAUGUAGCAGGCCUAGCGAGCCAUCAGUCUGACUGGAAGCAGGAGGAUGGAGGAAAAAAACUGACAGAGGAAAAAUGCAGUACUUAGAGGGGUUACAAUCCAGGUGUGGAAUUUAGGAAUAAUUAGUGAUGGAUAUAUAGAAAACUAAGGGAAUGAAAGAAAUGAAGUAGUUUAUUAGCUACAAGAAAAUAAAAAUAUCUGCCACAGGGGAAGGUAAUCUUCAGCACACUACACUUAAAAGUUUAGCAGUGAAUAAUAUUUAUAUAAACACUGAAUAUUGACUUAAUCCAAAAUUGUGACACAUUAUACUGGGAAAAUUAAUUUGGGGAUGAUGUAAGAAAGAUAAAGUCCUAUUUACCAUGAAAAAUAAUAGCAAAAUUGAUAUAUCCAGGAGAUGUAUUAUAUAAGAUACUAUUUAGAAAUAUGGAGUCAAAUAAUGCAAGCAGUAGCUAAAGGGCUGAAAGUAGCUUCCUCCAUGAAGCAGGGCUAAGAGUAAGGAGAGGACUGUUUAAGAAAAUGUGACUUUUAAAAACUAUGUGCAUAUAUUACUUUGAUGAAAAUAAAAAAUUAAAAAAACAAACUUGGUUCAAAUCACAUAAAAUAGCUAAUAUUAGAUAAUUUUACUUGGUUAAUGUUCAAAUAAUUCUAAAUUUUAAAAGUGCCUCAAUCUUUUUAGUGGCAUAUUUACUCUUCGGGAGUUAACUUAGUAAUAAACUCUAGGCAGAAACCAUUACAGACUUGGCAAGUACCAAAAAAAAAAAAAAAGAGAGAAAGGAACUUG